AUGCAGAGAGCUGCAGGGCUCCCCGGGAUCUGGCGCACCUCGUGUUCACGACUUGGCACUGGGGAGCGGGUGGGGCCGGCGAGACCACGCCUCCCCGACGUGCCCGACGGGACACGCCCCGCGGGUUCCCGCCCGCCUCCCGCGGGCAAGUUUGGAGACAGGGUCCCAGGACACAGCGGCCCCGCCCCGCCGCGUGCGGAGACUCCGCCCCGCAGCCGGGGUUGGGGCCGAAGAGGCGACUUGGGUGCCCUGCGCCGCGGGUUGGGACCGCGGGGUCCGGGAGGAGGGGAUGCGGCAGGUCCGCCUCGGAAAGGCUUCGUUACAUCCAGCCCAGGCCUCCUUCUGGAGCUCCGGACCCCAGUAUUCAGCUACCGCCUGCGCCGGGCGGCUCGCAUCAUCAGCAUGCCCACACCCGCUCUUCCUUCUGACCUCUUCAUCCCCGUGGAUGGUCCCGUUGGCCACCCUGUCACUCCUGGGGGGAAUCCCGGAGGUCCUGCUUGCUUCCUCCUCCCUUGCCCCUUCCCCUCCUCCCCUUCCCGCCUCCCGCCUUUAUCCAGUGCGUUACCGGCUUUGGUGCGCUGACCUCCUAAAUUCACAUUCAUCAGAUUUUCUCCACCUGCCUUGCUGCCGCCUUGGUCCAGACCACCAUUAACCUCCUGCUCCUUACUUUCCCUGCCGCGGAGGACGGCGUUCAAGGCAAAAGGUUCAACCUCAUCACUCCUGCCCCCAGACUCUCUGGUUCCUUGUUGCCCCCACGUCAAAUUCAAACCCCUUUUCAGAGUGAAAACUCCUGCUUUUCUUCUCUCUGCCUCACCUUCCCUUCUUUUCCCUCGUGUUCUAGGCAAUGCCUAACCCCUUGG
Herpailurus yagouaroundi (jaguarundi) is the source of this 860-nucleotide messenger RNA. RefSeq names its product basic proline-rich protein-like. The coding region runs from base 1 to 582 and encodes 193 amino acids. NCBI's taxonomy places the organism in Eukaryota, Metazoa, Chordata, Mammalia, Carnivora, Felidae. The transcript is spliced from 3 exons. The record is from RefSeq and is a predicted model, not a curated record.